AUGAGAUUUAAGAUUGGAGAACUCGAAGUUCUCUUCCCGUAUCCCAGGAUUUACCCAGAACAAUAUGCUUAUAUGUGUGAUUUGAAAAAAACUCUCGAUGCGGGAGGUCAUUGUAUAUUGGAAAUGCCUUCGGGUACCGGAAAGACCGUCUCUCUAUUAUCUCUGAUUGUGGCAUACCAGCAGGCUAUGCCCGAGAAGCGCAAACUUAUCUACUGCUCGAGAACCAUGUCUGAGAUUGAAAAGGCAUUAAUCGAGUUGAAGGCCCUGAUGAAGUACAGAACGGAGCAGAUGGGAUACGAGGAAGACUUCCGCGGUCUUGGAUUAACGUCGAGAAAGAACUUGUGUCUGCACCCGUCUGUCAAGCGAGAAAAGAGUGGUUCCAUCGUCGAUGCCAGAUGUCGAAGUCUAACUGCUGGCUUUGUCAAGGAGAAGAAGGAAAAGGGCGAGGAAGUCGAUUUAUGUUCAUACCAUGACAACCUUGACCUGCUGGAACCGCACAAUCUGAUCCCCAAUGGUGUCUGGAGUUUCGAAGACCUUCUCCGAUACGGUGAGGAAAAGAAACAAUGCCCAUACUUUACCGCUCGACGCAUGAUGCAAUACUGCAACGUCGUCAUCUUCUCAUAUCACUACCUGCUAGAUCCCAAGAUUGCGGAACGCGUUUCCAAGGACUUCUCCAAAGACAACAUUAUUGUAUUCGACGAAGCUCAUAACAUCGACAACGUAUGUAUUGAGUCGCUCAGCACAGAUAUUACGGAAGACUCGCUGCGGCGUGCGACGCGCGGAGCGCAAAACUUGAAGGAGAAGAUUGCGGAAAUGCGAGACACGGACCAGGAACAGCUGCAGAACGAGUAUGAGAAGCUCGUUCAAGGUCUACGUGAUGCCGAUGAAGCGCGACAGGAAGACGCAUUCAUGUCGAAUCCAGUGCUACCAGCAGAUCUCCUGAACGAAGCCGUGCCUGGCAAUAUCCGCCGUGCAGAACACUUUAUUGCGUUCCUGCAACGAUUUAUAGAAUACCUCAAGACGAGGAUGAAGGUUCGCCAGGUCAUUUCAGAGACGCCACCAUCGUUUCUUGCUCAUCUUCGCGAACACACAUUUAUAGAAAAGAAGCCCCUGCGGUUCUGCGCGGAACGAUUAACAUCACUUGUCAGAACGCUGGAGCUGACCAAUAUCGAAGACUACCAGCCGCUGCAAGAGGUCGCCACCUUUGCGACGCUGGUAGCAACGUACGAAAAGGGCUUCCUGCUGAUUCUUGAACCGUACGAGUCCGACACGGCUGAAGUGCCGAACCCCAUCCUCCACUUUACUUGUCUCGAUGCUGCAAUUGCCAUCCGGCCCGUUUUUGAGCGUUUCUACUCUGUGAUUAUUACAUCGGGAACCAUUUCCCCACUGGAAAUGUACCCCAAGAUGCUCGACUUUACCACAGUCAUCCAGGAAUCGUACUCCAUGACGCUUGCAAGACGGUCUUUCCUGCCUAUGAUUGUCACCCGUGGCAGUGACCAGGCGUCUGUGUCGACAAGUUUCCAAGUCCGCAACGAGCCAAGUGUGGUACGCAACUAUGGUAACCUGCUGACCGAAUUCGCCAAAAUCACGCCAGACGGCAUGGUCGUCUUCUUCCCGUCCUAUCUCUACAUGGAGUCCAUCAUCAGCAUGUGGCAGGGCAUGGGCAUCCUCGACGAGGUCUGGAAGUACAAGCUCAUUCUGGUAGAGACACCCGAUGCUCAAGAAACGUCCCUGGCCCUAGAGACGUACCGUACCGCCUGUUGCAACGGCCGCGGCGCCAUCCUGCUCUGUGUCGCCCGUGGCAAGGUGUCGGAAGGUAUCGAUUUCGACCACCAGUACGGCCGUACUGUGUUGUGUAUCGGUGUGCCUUUCCAGUACACUGAGUCGCGUAUCCUCAAGGCCAGACUGGAGUUCCUCCGCGAGACAUACCGCAUCAAGGAAAACGACUUCUUGUCGUUCGAUGCCAUGCGCCACGCCGCGCAGUGUCUCGGCCGUGUUCUCCGAGGCAAAGACGACUACGGAAUCAUGGUGUUGGCUGAUAGACGGUUCCAGAAGAAGCGUGUCCAGUUGCCCAAGUGGAUCAACCAGGGCCUGAUGGACGUUGAUGUUAACCUUAGUACCGACAUGGCGAUUAGCAGCGCGCGGCGCUUCCUGCGCACCAUGGCGCAGCCGUUCAAGUCCAAGGACCAGGAGGGUAUUAGUACCUGGGGAUACGAGGAUAUCAAGCGCAAGGCAGAGGAGGAUGCUGAAGAAGCAAGGAUUGCAGAGCAAAAGGCGGCAGAGAAGAAUGCUGCAGCGGCCAUGGCGAGCAGUCGCCAGGAUGAUUACAUGGAGUAUGAUGACGAGGAGUUGGAGCAGAUGGACUGGGAUGAGGAGGCGUAG
Molecule: messenger RNA, 2382 nt
Organism: [Torrubiella] hemipterigena
Lineage: Eukaryota; Fungi; Ascomycota; Sordariomycetes; Hypocreales; Clavicipitaceae
Source: the annotation of a GenBank genome assembly